Messenger RNA from Anopheles funestus (African malaria mosquito), 4312 nucleotides. It is a transcript of the gene Alg11, whose product is annotated as GDP-Man:Man(3)GlcNAc(2)-PP-Dol alpha-1,2-mannosyltransferase. The transcript is spliced from 3 exons. Gene Ontology annotation, molecular function: GDP-Man:Man(3)GlcNAc(2)-PP-Dol alpha-1,2-mannosyltransferase activity. Gene Ontology annotation, biological process: protein N-linked glycosylation. Gene Ontology annotation, cellular component: endoplasmic reticulum membrane. Bases 119 to 1555 code for a protein of 478 amino acids. The record is from RefSeq and is a predicted model, not a curated record. Lineage: Eukaryota; Metazoa; Arthropoda; Insecta; Diptera; Culicidae.
UCCGCGUCACCCGGUGGAACAAAACAUACAAAAUGAGCGAAGCGCUUGUUAGUUAAGCGAAGUUGUUGGAAGUCAUAAAUUUGUUGCAAGCAGUAAAGACGACAUCCAUUUUGGUACAAUGUUCUGCUGGUGUAGUUUCGUCUAUGUUCUAUUCUUUCUGGGAUCAUUCGUGUCAAUAGGACUUUUGACGGUGUGCAUUCUGUUGCGUCAGCUCAUAAAAAUUCAACGACGGAAGCGAACGGACCAAAAAGUGAAACAUGUAGCGUUCUUUCAUCCUUAUUGCAACGCUGGUGGUGGCGGUGAACGAGUACUAUGGUGUGCCAUUCGAGCAUUGUUGAAUCGCUACGAAAAUGUCAAGCUUUUCGUGUACACGGGUGAUUUGGACGCAAAGCCGGCGGAAAUAUUGGCCAAAGCGGAACGAAGCUUUAACCUCACUUUGGAUUCAGAACGUAUAACGUUCGUGUACCUAAGCAAGCGAUGCUGGGUGGAAGCUUCGAGAUACCCGCACUUUACACUGCUGGGGCAAAGUUUAGGUUCAAUCGUGCUGGCGUUCGAAGCACUGUUAAAGUUGCAACCGGAUGUGUUUAUCGACACGAUGGGUUAUGCGUUUACGUACCCGGUGUUCGCGUACUUUGGUGGAUGUAAGAUUGGCUGCUACACACACUAUCCUACCAUUAGCACCGACAUGUUGCGACGUGUUCAGUCGCAAUCGCAAUCCUACAAUAAUCGAGGUUAUGUGGCAAAAAACCCUUUCGCCACGUGGUUGAAAAUCGUGUACUACCGGUUGUUUUCACGCAUCUACGGCUGGGUUGGACGUUGUGCCGAUACCGUAAUGGUGAAUUCGUCCUGGACCGAAAACCACAUCAUUUCGCUGUGGGACGUACCAUACAAGACGCAUCGUGUGUAUCCACCGUGCGAAGUGUCACAGCUUAAGCGAUUGGAAUCGCUCACCGAUGAGCAGAACGAUCAUAUCAUCAUUUUAUCCGUCGGUCAGUAUCGGCCAGAAAAAGACCACCCGCUGCAGCUACAAGCCAUGUACGAGUUACGCACACUGUUAAACAACGACGAAGCGCUCUGGAAUCGUUUAAAGCUAUUGAUAGUUGGUUCGUGCCGUGAUGAAGAAGAUCGAGUGCGUGUAAAAAACAUGCAAGACCUAGCGAAGCAUCUGUCCCUGGAAAAUUCGGUAGAGUUUAGAGUUAAUGUACCGUAUCGCGAGCUGCUGCAAUGUUAUCAACGUGCGACGGUCGGUUUACACUGCAUGUGGAACGAGCAUUUCGGCAUCAGUGUAGUUGAUUGCAUGGCUGCCGGUUUGAUAAUGGUAGCUAAUCGUUCCGGAGGUCCACUGAUGGAUAUUAUCGAGACGUCCGAGGGUAGCCAGAACGGCUACCUUGCUUACGAUGCCUAUGAUUAUGCGCGCUGUAUUGCCAACAUACUGUACAACACACCGGAGUAUAAUUCGAAAAUUCGAGAAGCAGCACGAGCGUCGGUGGAUCGAUUUUCUGAAAAAGAGUUCGAGAGUGGAUUCCUACGCGCGAUUUCACCAAUCAUGGACUAGAUAUUAUGAAGUGUUUUAGGGACUUGUAUAGGACUUGUAUAGUAAGACAUAUGUGCUAGGUGCUACUACUUGAAGUUUAAGCAGCAAUUUGAUCUGAUUCCUUGGACGGUGCGGUAAGCGAAAAUUAUGACUUUAUGCAUUGAUUUAUUGCCACCGUUUACAUGUAACAAUAAGUUGUUUACAUGGCUUGUAGGGACUUAUAAUUCUAUGUGUUAUUUAAUUUAUUCAUUUUAUUUAAUUAUUUUUGAGAAUUACGGCUCUUCAGUAUCCUAUGAGUUUACAUAUUCACAAACUACUUCUUUCAUGCCAUUUGAAUUAUGCCCGGUUUUGAGUUAUGUUGUUUUAUUGUUGAUGGCUCUAUUGCUGGUGAAGUGUUGAAGAUAUCCUAUUGCGGUGUGAACUAAACUCCGCAACCAUACACAUUUGUCUCUGCCAGAUUGAUACGCUAUAUACAUUGGCGCAAUCGAAAAUCCAUAUAAUUUUGCACUGAAGAUGUCCGGUUUUCCGAUUGAUCACUGUAUGUGCAUCCAGUGCGAAAUUAUUCGACAUUGGUCCGGACAUUAUCCGUAUAAAUCCACGAUCUACAGAGAUACGACCGAGCCAAGGCCGUAGGGGCACUUGCAGAGAGACCGAGAAAAGGAACCGGCUGAAUUCAAUCGCUCUUCCAAAUACUUUGCCAUUGAGACAAGAAAAUUUGCUGUGGAGAACCGCUUCUUAUGAAAUCGUGGAAUAAAAAUGUUUCCUCAAUAGAUAGUGGUAUUGUAAUUUGGGGGCUAUGUUCCUAACCUAAGAAAAUAAUAAUUUUAGGUUCACUUUGAUUAAUGGUUCUCUCGGCAGCUGCUCGACGAACUCAUGUUUAAAUCCCACAACUUUUGGAUCUUCCGAAAGCGCAUUAUCUGACUUGUCGGGCAAUGGACCUGCGUUACAUUUUGAAAACCGUUACGCCGUCAAGUGUAGCAGUCAAGAGAUACGAUUCCUAGGGAUCAGAGGGUUACGAAUACGAAGGGAACAUUUAGGAAUAUUGAACGGGAUAGAGCCAAACAGAAACGGAGCAUCUAUACAACCGAACAAAAGGGAAGCGACAAAGAUGGUUUGCGAUCGUGAUCGACGAUCCUCGAGAGAGUCAAGACCGAGCUACUGACACCUAGAGUUUGGGCAGGAUGGAUGCGGAUCUUACCAGGAACAGCGAACUUGGUAAAGGAUUGCUGUACCCGCUCGAUUCGAUCCAUGUUGGAUCCAUGCUGUUGGUGACCAAAUCACCUCCAGCAAUACUCCAGCGAUGAUCAGACCAGCGAGCAGUACAGCACUUUUAAACAUAGUGGAUCUGAAGUCAAAUCCUUCGCCAGUUGUUUCUUCUCCUCUGAUAUCAUGAUAUCAUACAGUUAUAAUGCUUUUUCUUGGAUGUUUUUGAGGCUCAACGGUAUGCGUUUCUGUGUUAAGUCAUUAAUCCAUACGAGCAAAAGUUUCUUUACUUCGACAAUACAAACUUCCAGUGUUCUUGUCAUUAUAGUAGACUCCAAUGGAGCGUUUUUAAUCGUUUCGUGAAACCGAUCCUUUGCUCUAAUUAUAGUUCGAAUGGUUGAUUCUGGUCGAUUUGUGAUUGGCGAUGCUUGCGUGACAUUUAGUUUUUCAUUAAAACUGAAAUGGUUUCGGAUGGUCACAAAUCUAUUAAAGUACAACACAGAACAAUUUAAGCAGAAGAGGAAAAACGUGUGUUGUAUAUUCUAGGUUAUUAUUCUACUACUGUCAGUUCAGCUGUACAGUGCGUGCCACAAAACUACACCGGAACAAUCCCGAUGAAAAUAUUACCAGGUAGCCAACUGUCAGAAAGGUUGCAUCCUGACACCCCUGCUCAACCGCUACAGUUAGCUAGCCCAACGCCAGCGCAAUGUCUGCGAAAUGCUGCUACAGGCAGACUCUUCGUCAUCAUAUCCGCUUGCUGAUCUGCUGAUGGUAUAUAUCGUAGACAGAUUUUUCUUUGCCGAAUCAGAUCCCGAAGGUAGUGAAGUUUCACGUCUACUUGUUUCAAACGUCCAAAAUCCUUUGACUCCUCGGCAAUUCGCAUUGAUGACUGGUUGUCUUCAUAGAACGUAAUUGGCUCUUCGGGAUCAUAUCCCAUAUCACGUAACAAUCGUAUCAACCAUUGUUCAUGGCAUGCUGCCACGCACAAUGCUGCUAACUCAGCCUCCGUUGAUGAAAGAGAAACAACCUGUUGCUUUCGUGUGAUCCAGGCAACAGUACAUCCAAACACUUUGAAUAUUCCGCCGCUGACAGAUCGCCUAUCCACAGGAUCGUUUGCCCAGUCGGCGUCCGAAAACACUUCCAUCACCGCUGCCUUAGGGUUUUUACGACACACUAACCCAACAUCCAACGUUCCUUUAAUGAAGCGCAAAACUCGCUUCAAAUAAGUCCAAUGUAACUCCGUUGGGCAGCUUUGAAAUUGACUGCAAAUAUUUACAGCUGCCGCCAAAUCUGGUCGUGUAGUCAACGUUGCAUAUGUCAAACAGCCGAUCAACUCUCGAUAUGGUUGGUUUGUUCGAUCCUUCUCUUCACCACGAAGAAGCUUCAAGCGACUUUCCAUUGGAGUCGAAACCGUUUUACAAUUCUCCAUCUCGAAACGCCGCAAUAAGUCUUCCAAAUAUUGCUUCUGGCUGAUCUUCAUCACACAAUUCUCGAAGUCACGAUCGAUGUUCAUGCCAAGAAAGUUCUUCACUUCCCCGCAUCGGUCAUCUCGAAUUCAUGCGCCAAACAGUUUUU